UACCUUGGAGCUAUACUUGCAGGCUAUGGCUAUGAUACUUGCUAUACUGAAUUAACUAGAUAGUAGAACCAUGUACUCUAGCUCUGGCAUGAGGUACUCCUCCCAAUAGGCUACACCAACUACCUAGUUAGCAGUGUUAGUAGUUGACUGAUCCAAUCAAGCCAGCCAAUCACCCUUCGCCUACGUCCUAUCUGUCUCCUCUCCACCACCUCUACCUACUUGUCUCCGCUCUCUCCGCCCCGCGAGACAACCUGACCCGCCUCCGCUCACUACCAACUACUACUACUCACCUCCUCCAUCAUCCAACUCCUCCCUCAGACCGUCUCUUCCUCCCUCUCUCUCCCAUACCUCCACCAAACCACACGACAACCUCUUAACAAAACACUUCUUCUUCCAAACUCGUAACUCAAACAACACAGGUCGUGGAUUAUACAUUCACGAUUCUGUGAGAGUGCUUACGACAAAACUCUACUACUAUUACAACUCCAGCUUGUCACCAUAGCCCAUCAUGGCCUCAUCAGCUACGAACCCAGAUACAUUGGUGACUCUCAAGGUCAACAUCGAAGGCAGCAACAGGAGAUUCAAGCUUCCUCUUCGUGACCUGGGUGCGAACACUCUGCCAGACAAGCUUCGUGCUCUGCUGCAGAUUCCAGAAUCCCAGGAAGCUAUCUUCGAACGCUACUCCGACAGUGCUGCUGACUUUGUCACCCUCGACCCUAACAACGCUUCGGUCUACAAGCAGCUCUACCGUGCGGCCAAGGCUAAGCUUAAGCUUCGUCUUAAGGUCACCAUUAUCGACCAGGAGGAUAAGGAGCCUGUUAAGCCAAAGCAGGCUACAGUUGAGGACGAGGUUGCAUCGCCCGUGGCCGCGCCCGUCGCCGAGCCACAGCUGAUCUCGGUUGAUACCCCAUUAGCGCCAGAGUCAGAGUAUAUGUCUCCAUUCAGCUCUGAGAGCGACAAGGCCGCUGCACAAGAAUUCCCAUCGUACGGCGAGUAUCUCAAGGAUCUCACGUUCAACUUCAAGAAUGAGGUAGCAGCAGCGAAUGAGAUCGCGGCAGCAGCAGCACUGACUCCAAGUGCACCUGCCCCAGUGACGACGCCACCCACGCCCGUGUCCGUCACGUCAGUCCCGGUUGCAUCAAGCCCAACCAGCCAAGCCAUCCCUGUCACAAGAGGAGCCGCUGCCCGCGACAGAUGGUACGCCGAGCUCGCCAACCUCACCGAGGAGCGCCGUGCUGCCCUCCGUGCUAACCGCCACUGCCCCGGUGCAUCUCUGCAGGCACACAUGAACAACUACUCUGUGUUCUGCAACAGCUGCAACGUGCCCAUUCCCGAUAUGCACUAUCACUGUGAUGUCUGUGACAACGGUGACUACGAUCUGUGCCAGGGUUGCAUGGAUAAGGGCGUUUCUUGCGCAGGGGAGAAUCACUGGAUGAUUAAGCGCUUCGUUAAGAAUGGAAGGGUUAUCAAUAGCGUUACGAAGACGCACCCGCAGAAGGCGUCGCCGUCAAAUGUGUCGAAGGCUACUCUUGUUGAGGUUGAGGAGCCUAAGCAGGUUAUUGUGGGAUCGGUUAGGACUUGCAACUCUUGCAUUCAAGAAUACCCAGAGAGCCGUUUCAUCACUUGCGUGGACUGUGAGGACUUUGAUCUCUGCAUUCCAUGCCACGAUAAGGUUCAGCAUGGCCACAACCCAAAGCAUACGUUUGCUCCAGCAGCAGCCGACGCCAAGUUGGAGUCCCUCACCAAGGCACUUCUCAACCCAGGACGCAAUGUUUCUCACCAAGCCAUCUGUGAUGGCUGUGACAAGUACAUCUAUGGUGUCCGCCACAAGUGCCUCGACUGCCCAGACUGGGACUUCUGCCAGACCUGUGUUCCCAACGCGGAGUUCAUCCACCCACGCCACCGCUUCGUCCCCAUCUACGAGUCGAUUGCCCUCCACACACGCUCGCUUGCGAAUACCGCUCUCCACUACGGUAUUUAUUGUGAUGGACCGCUGUGUGCCUCGAAGUCGCUGAACAUCCGCGGCGACCGCUAUAAGUGCGCUGUCUGUGACGACACUGAUUUCUGUGCCAGCUGCGAGGCUAGCCCGAACAAUGUCCACAACAGGACCCACCCUCUCAUCAAGUUCAAGACUCCGAUCCGCAAUGUUAGCGUUACCACCAUGGGUGAUCAUGAUAAUGGCAAGCCCAUGCCGGUGAUGGGCGACCGCUGCCGCCGCCCAAUCUCCAAGUCUACUGAGACCAACACCUGUUCGUCCGCGAACGCUGCUACUCAGGUCCAGACCGUUGCUGAGGUCAAGCCAACUCCAGAGGUCAAGACCGAGAAGGCCGAGUCUAAGACCAAGGAGGCCCCCAAGGAAGUCAAGUCCGAGAAGGCGCCCGUGAAAUCCGAGGACGAGCUCGUCGCCACCUUCGUCCGCGACGCCGUCCCAGACGGAACCAUCCUCGCCCCCAGCGUCGUCUUCGAGCAGACCUGGAUCCUCCGCAACACCGGCACCGCCGCCUGGCCCGCCGGCUGCACCGUCAAGUUCGUCGGCGGCGACAACAUGUGCGCCGUCGACCCGGAGCACCCGGCCAGCGUACACGAGCUCGUCAGCGCCGCCGAGAGCACCACGUGCUACACUGAGGUUGCGCCGGGGCAGGAGCACGGAUUCACCGUGCUGAUGAGGACGCCUAAUAAGACUGGGAAGGUUAUCUCGUACUGGCGCCUCACUGGGCCGGAUGGGUAUAAGUUCGGUCACAGACUCUGGUGUGAUGUCCUUGUUGAGGGUGCACCGGCUGUUGUUAAGGAGGAGGUCCUCGCCAAGGAGGAGGAGGUUCUCGAGAAGAGCCAGAUGAUCUUCCCUACUCUGGAGAAGGAAUCCCCUGUCUCUAGCGUGUAUGAGCAGCGCGCCCCAUCCCCUGCAUUCGCCCCGGCGGCCGCUGAAGAUGACUUUGUGGAUUUCACAUCCGAGACGCACGAGGAUGAUCUCACGGAGGAUGGGUUCUUGACGGAUGAGGAGUACGAUAUCCUCGAUGCUAGCGAUGAGGAGUUCCUCGCUGAGCAGGGGAUGAAGGCGCAGAAGUAAACAGGUGGAUGAGGGUGGAUGGAGACUUGGAGUUCUAGGUGCAAAAACAAAUUGACACACACACACACACACACAGGAUAAGCACGGGACUGGAUUGGGGGGGUUGUUAUGGAGUUGAGCUUUUUGUCAAUGGUUUUUUUCUUUUCGUUUUGCGUGUUGUUGUGAUUGCGUGGUUUGUUAUCUAUGGCUUUGUUUUGAUAUUAUUUGGGGGAUUGGGGGGGAUAUGUUUGGGAGGGAGGGAUGCUCUAUGGUUAUAGUUACCUCGCACGAUCGAGUCGGCGGGAGGAGUGAUAGGGGAAGUGGACUCAACUCAGCUCAGUCCUGGUUGUUGUCCUCUCAUCUUUGCCCGGGUGGGGCCUUGGCUUUUUUUACUAUGGCAGUGCUUUAGGCAAUUGAUAUGAAUAUGACGAAUUAUUAAAA
Molecule: messenger RNA, 3487 nt
Organism: Pseudogymnoascus verrucosus
Lineage: Eukaryota; Fungi; Ascomycota; Leotiomycetes; Thelebolales; Thelebolaceae
Exons: 4
Coding region: 509-3067 (852 amino acids)
Molecular function (GO): zinc ion binding
Source: RefSeq, a predicted model, not a curated record